Molecule: messenger RNA, 153 nt
Organism: Fibroporia radiculosa
Lineage: Eukaryota; Fungi; Basidiomycota; Agaricomycetes; Polyporales; Fibroporiaceae
Exons: 2
Coding region: 1-153 (50 amino acids)
Source: RefSeq, a predicted model, not a curated record
AUGCCGUCCACUCUCUUUACCGCCACCCUCGCUGCCGUUCUUUUCGCGGGGGCCAGCGUCCGUGCCCAGGAAUCUCACACCGUCCGAUUCGUCAACUACUGUGGAUAUGGGACGGUUGGUAUUUCUAUGUGUGGAAGCGGGCGCGCGUGCUGA